Messenger RNA from Cryptotermes secundus, 1129 nucleotides. RefSeq names its product cuticle protein 64. The record is from RefSeq and is a predicted model, not a curated record. Bases 51 to 686 code for a protein of 211 amino acids. NCBI's taxonomy places the organism in Eukaryota, Metazoa, Arthropoda, Insecta, Blattodea, Kalotermitidae. The transcript has 2 exons.
UCAGUGGACAAGCUGCAAUCUACGUGAACUCAGCAGUCAUUACGCGCACCAUGAAGGUCUUGGCUUGCAUCGUGUUGGCUGUCGCCUCCUGCACCUUCGCCGAAGAAGCAGAGAAGAAAACCGAGAAGCGAGGGGUUGUUGGCCUCGGCUACGGCGGAUAUGGCGGAUACGGUGGAUAUGGCGGAUACGGUGGAUAUGGCGGAUAUGGCCACGGCCUUGGAUACGCCGCCGCCGCCCCCGCUGUGGCAGCGGUAGCAGCUCCCGCCCCCGUGUCUCAUGUAUCUCAAGUCAGCUACUCCACUGCGCACUACGGCGGGUAUGCUGCUCCCGCUGUGGCUAAGAUCGGUUAUGCCGCCCCAGCCGUGGCUAAGAUCGGUUAUGCCGCCCCCGCUCUGGGUCUCGGACACGGACUCGGCUACGCCGCUGCCGCCCCAGCCGUCGUCGCAGCUCCUGCUGUGGCUAAGAUAGGAUACGCCGCCCCAGCUGUGGUUGCCGCUCCCGCUGUGGCUAAGAUCGGUUAUGCCGCCCCUGCAAUCGGCUACGGACAUGGUCUGGGUAUUGCUGCCCCCGCUUAUGCUGCUACAUAUGCCGCCCCCGCUGUGGCUAAAAUCGGUUAUGCUGCCCCAGCUAUCGGCUAUGGACAUGGCCUGGGUUACGCUGGUUAUGGUGGUUAUGGAUACCAUUAAGGUCACACCAGUUCAUGUCUGCGAUGUUAGGUGUGGCCGAGGGACGCUAUCAUGAACUUGCCAACACAAUUACACUCUGCAAACAAUGUCUAAGUUCUUCUUCUACUAAGCCUGGUUCAUUAAAGCAGAAAACUUCUAGGAACCAGUUUGUGAACAAAAACAUUUCUUUGACACAAAAUAACUAAUUUUCGGCUUAAUUUCAUUUCCUCUCCCUUUUUUAUUCCGAUUUUCUCAUCUCCAACAUCUUCAUCAUGUAUCUGUUAUACAUCUUCAUAAAUCUUUGAAUAUUCCCCAAUAUUAUAUUCACAUACACAAAUUUUAAUGUGCAAUAUUACAUUAUUUAUUCAGUGCCAAGAAUGUUACAUAUUCAUACGUUAUCAUUCAUCACCAUGAUCAUCAGCUUCUCUGUAUCAUCGCAAUUCCAUACUCUGAGACCUAAGAAA